CUCCUAUCACCCUGACUUCUCACAUUCAAUAUGUCAUCACUCCAAUCCCGAGGAAUAAAGAAUUCCCUGGACGCCCACUUCCUCCACAAACACAAACGCCUGUACGACUUCGCCCAGUCUCAUAAAGGCGAGGAGUACCCCUCAAUCAAGCAUCUUCGUGCCGAGCUCUUUCAACUCUUCAAGGUUCGGGGACACCACUAAGCAGAGGGGAUAAUGUUCUCAUUUCCCCUUUCCCCCGCCUACGCCCCCUGCACAACCCCGUUAGAGCACCUCACCAAGAUCAUGGUCGAUAACUUGAAGCUCGAAACCCACCACCGCGGGCAGUACAUUCUUCUACGGACAUUGACACCAACCGACUUCCUCGUCGCUGUGGGAGCUGUCGCGGAAGCCGAGGCGGGGAAUGUGAUCAUGCUGCAGCUGCAUAACCAGGAGACCGAAGUCUUCGCUCGGGGGGAUUUUCUGAAGGGACGCCCUUGUGCGAUCCGCGUGGAUCAUCCUUCUGACCUGCGCGUUCUGUCGGAUUGGGAUAUCAUGGUGCCUGUGCAGUGGCGCCGACAGUUGGUCGGGUCCGAGCUGGAUGCCAUGCAGUGGAAGACGAAAGGAAAUGAUGCAUUCAAUGCCGGGGAAUAUCGUCGUGCGAUCGAUUGCUACACUCAAGCUCUAUCAUCCUCACCCACACCGGACGAGGCCCUGACCAUCAAGCUCAACCGCGCUCUGACCUUCCUCCGAUCCUAUCAGUUUGACGCCGCCCUUCGCGAUCUAGAACCACUCCCCCAGUCCUCGGAGAAAGCCCUGUCCCGCAAAGCCCGGCUCGGAGAGUGCUCCCCGCCGCUGUUGGACCGCGCCACCUACGUCGGCCCUGUCGCCGUGCGCCCGGCACAGUCGUCUGGGCUGGGACUCUUCACGACCACGGCCGUCAAAGCCGGUGAUCUGCUGGUUUGUGAAAAGGCGCUGGCCUACGCCCAGGUGAAUCUGCAUGACUUCAGCAAGAGUCUGAGAACGCGGGUCGACCCGGAACGCGAGAGGAUCAGCUCUGCAAAUGAUAUCGAGCUGUUGAGACUGAUGACGCAGAAGCUUCUCAAGAACCCGUCGCUGAUACCAGGAAUCAUCACGCUGCACCAUGGAAAAUACGAGAGUGUUGACGUGCGCGAAGUGGACAACACACCGGUGGUGGAUAGCUUCCUUCUCGACAGAAUCAUCGCCACCAACGCCUUCUUCAACGACCGAUCCAGUCGCCGCGAGGAGCACCGUCAGGCCUGGGCCUCCGAUGGGCGCGUCGCCGCCAAAAAGGCCGACGUCGUUUCCUGUGGCGUGUGGCCUUUAAUCUCUCGGAUCGACCACUCCUACCACAGCACCGCGGACACGCCGGCCCUGAACUUCCGCCAAUGGGGCUUCCGGUGCACCUGCAUCCUGUGCAACGACCACGAGGCGACCCCCGCGGACAACCUGCACAGACGGCGUCAACUCCUGCGGGAGCUGGGAGUCCGACCCGCGGCGGAAGUGCUCCGUCUAGUGCUGGAGAAGGGAUAUCCACUGCUGGCGCUGCUUUGGGCGCGGCAAAAUAACACGGGCAAGGCAAUUGAGAGUGCAGUGAAGGGGCUCGAGGCGCUGGGCUAUGUUGUAGAAGGCGUGCUGCCUCCGUGUUAUUCGGGAGGUGGCGGGGGUGGAAGACGCCUGUGGGUGAAGAAAUGGGGAGUUGUGACGGAGGGGCUGGUCGGGUGCUGGAUGACGUUUGCGCAUUUAUAUCGCAAGGUGGCGCCGGCUCUGGCCCCGCAGGCUCAGGAGUUUGCCAAGGUCACGUAUCGGAUUGUCGUCGGGGAGGAUGAGACUUUUGGGGAGCCGUUUGCGUGGCGGGCUGAUUUGCCGGAUGGGUUUCUUUCUCCGGAGCGGUGA
Molecule: messenger RNA, 1893 nt
Organism: Aspergillus fijiensis CBS 313.89
Lineage: Eukaryota; Fungi; Ascomycota; Eurotiomycetes; Eurotiales; Aspergillaceae
Product: TPR domain protein
Exons: 7
Coding region: 214-1893 (559 amino acids)
Molecular function (GO): protein binding
Source: RefSeq, a predicted model, not a curated record